AUGCACGGCAAGAGACCACGUGCAAAUGGUGGAGGCCCGCACCAGAAGAGGUUCAGAAAGCAGAGGAAGAAGCCCGUGAAGGAGGGUUCUCAUGAGGAGAUCUUGCUUGCAGAUAUUCAGUCUAUGCUGGCAGCUCAGAAGCUUUCAGAAGAUGGAACCGAAGCGCCGUCACAGGAAGAGGCCCAGAACAGUCUGCCUGAACCCGGUAGUGAGAUUGAGGUCGAAGUUGUGGAACUGUCAUCAACCGGUGAUGCCUUGGCGCGACAGCCAGGUUCAAAUCAGAUCUACGUGGUGCCAUUCGCAGUGCCGGGCGACACUGUCAAGGUGAAGGCAUAUCGCCAUCUAACUCAAGAGCAGUAUUCCGUCGCAGAUUUCAUAUCAGUAACGAAGCCGUCGCCUCUCCGAGACGACAGCCGGAUACAGUGCAAGUACUUCACCAAAUGCGGAGGCUGUCAAUUCCAGAUGCUCGACUAUGCAGAGCAACUGAAGAUCAAGCGGAGGAUCGUGGAGAAGGCAUACCGCAACUUCUCCCAGCUGCCGCCUGAGCUGGUCCCUCAGAUACUAGACACCAUUGGCAGUCCGCUGCAGUACAAUUACCGCACGAAACUGACGCCGCACUUUGAUGGUCCGCCAGGAGGUAAACGCGAUAAGAACAGGCGUUUCGCAGAGAAGCCAGACUUUGGCUUCAUGCUAAAGGGGUCAAGGAAAACCAUGGAUAUCGAGGAUUGUCCGAUUGGUACUGAAGCAGUGCGGAGAGGGUUGACACGAGAGCGAGAGCGGAUGGCUGCCGAGUUUGGCAAAUAUGAGAGAGGUGCCACCAUCUUACUACGAGAAGACACAAAACGCAUCCCUAAAGCAGCUGCAAAUGGCGAUACCGAGGCUCCAGUCCCAGCGCUAUCGGAGACCAUACCAUCCCACUCCGUCUUAGUAGAGACGGACAAGUAUACCGACAUCAAGUCGUGCAUCACCGAUAACAACGCCGUGUCCACCGAGUAUAUCGACGACUUCGUCUUCACCAACCCGGCGGGCGCCUUCUUCCAGAACAACAAUUCCAUCCUGUCUCCCUUUACAGACUACGUCCGCUCCCAAGCCCUUCCGCCGUCCAAGUCACCAGACGCCAAACCCAUCCGCUACCUGAUUGACGCUUACUCCGGCUCGGGCCUCUUCACCAUCACACUGUCCUCGCUUUUCUCCGGCGGCAGCGUCGGCAUCGAUAUCGCCGACAAGUCCAUCGACUUUGCGCGCAAGAACGCCGCGCUCAACUCCCUCAAGGAGGAGCAGUGCCGCUUCAUCGCCGCCGACGCGCCCGAGCUGUUCAAGAGCGUCACGUACGACCCCGAUGAGACGGUGGUCGUGCUCGAUCCGCCGCGCAAGGGCUGUGACGCCAGCUUCCUGAGCCAGCUGCUGCGCUUCGGGCCCAAGCGUAUUCUGUACGUCAGCUGCAACGUGCAUACGCAGGCGCGAGAUGUCGGCGUGCUGGUCAGGGGCGAGGUCGACGGUGGCGCUGGUAGCAGCGAGGAAAAGGCUAUCGGUGGUACGCGAUAUGAGAUCGAGAGCCUACGUGGGUUCGACUUCUUCCCUCAGACGGGACAUGUUGAAGGCGUAGCGGUGCUAAACCGAGUCGAGAGCUAG
Messenger RNA from Phaeoacremonium minimum UCRPA7, 1632 nucleotides. RefSeq names its product putative trna (uracil-5-)-methyltransferase protein. The record is from RefSeq and is a predicted model, not a curated record. Gene Ontology annotation, biological process: tRNA processing. Gene Ontology annotation, molecular function: tRNA (uracil(54)-C5)-methyltransferase activity, S-adenosyl methionine-dependent. The coding region runs from base 1 to 1632 and encodes 543 amino acids. The transcript has a single exon. Lineage: Eukaryota; Fungi; Ascomycota; Sordariomycetes; Togniniales; Togniniaceae.